AUGGUUAAAAUUAUUGAACAAGAUGCAUUGAAAGACAUUUUACCUGAAGCUUAUAAAUUAUUUAUUCUUAUUUUAACCAUACCAUCAACUAGUGUAUCAAAUGAAAGAAGUUUCUCUUGCCUCAAAAGAAUUAAAACCUGUUCUCGAAAUAGUAUUUCACAAGUCCGUUUAAGUUCUCUUUCAAUACUAUCAAUUGAAAAGUCCUUGAUUAAUCAACUUAAAAAAACUGAAUCAUUUUAUGAUGAUAUUAUAAACAUGUAUUCUAGUCAAAAAGAUAGGAGUAUAAAUUUAACAUACAAAACAUAA
Macrosiphum euphorbiae (potato aphid) is the source of this 306-nucleotide messenger RNA. The record is from the annotation of a GenBank genome assembly. NCBI's taxonomy places the organism in Eukaryota, Metazoa, Arthropoda, Insecta, Hemiptera, Aphididae.